GAAAAUUAAUUAAUUCUCAAAAAUAUAAGAAUCGGAAAGAGCAAUAUAUCGUAUCAAUUCCCCAAAAUUUGGGAAUAGGCUGAUUUUAGGGUUCCUCCCAAUCUGAAUUUAGGGUUCUUUUAUUUUCAAUUCAAUUUAAUCUUCUCUUUGGUUUAGGAUUUUGGAGUUUUGCUAAUUCUUGGUGUGGUGGUAGAAUUAGGAUUUUAAUUUUUAAAAAUCUUGAUUUUGAAGCUUUUGUUAGGGCAUUAUAAGGGGUAAUCGGAGCUGCCAAUGCAAAUUGAAUUGAAAUCUGAAACAUUUUUAGGUGAUUUCUUUCGAUACCGAAAACGUCAUCAAUGUCUUGGGCAAGUCCAGAAGAUAUCUAUACCUCCACAUCUCUUGCAAGUUAUCUUGACAAGAAACUUCUUGUGCUGUUGCGAGAUGGGCGAAAGCUUUUAGGAAUACUUCGUUCUUUUGACCAAUUUGCUAAUGCUGUUCUUGAAAGUGCAUGCGAGCGUGCUAUUGUUGGUGAUCUAUAUUGUGAUAUCCCAUUAGGUCUUUAUAUUAUACGUGGGGAGAAUGUUGUGUUAAUUGGUGAACUGGACGUAGAUAAGGAGGAGCUUCCUCCCCAUAUGACGCGUGUUUCAGAGGCUGAGAUAAGAAAGGCCCAGAAAGCAGAAAGGGACGCUACAGAUCUGAAAGGCUCAAUGAGAAAGAGGAUGGAAUUCCUCGAUAUGGACUGAGGUUUCCUAUAAUGCCAUGUCUUCUGCAAAUAUUUAUCGCAGUUGCUGCAUGGUUUUCUGGGAUUCCUCGUCUCUGGGGAUGUUCUUUCUGUUACAUGAAGUGUUCAUUGUAACACGUGCACCAUAAAUGGAUAUUCUUUUAUAAUGUUUGAGUAGAGAUUAUUGGUGAUGGUACGGACUGUGGUGGGAUCAUAAAGAUGGUAAAACACAAGUCUUGGGAGUUCUUCCAUUUCCUUUUUAUGCUAGUCUGGAGGAACUUUAGUUUUAUGGUGCACUGUAUAUGCUGUGAGAUGGGAAUUUUUGCAUUUGCCUUAUCAGAUAACAAUUAAUGCUGCGUAAUAUAGUUGUUUUACGUCUACUAUUUAAUUAAGCGCAUUGCUCCAA
This is a messenger RNA of Capsicum annuum, 1106 nucleotides long. RefSeq names its product sm-like protein LSM1B. Bases 336 to 722 code for a protein of 128 amino acids. Lineage: Eukaryota; Viridiplantae; Streptophyta; Magnoliopsida; Solanales; Solanaceae. Gene Ontology annotation, biological process: deadenylation-dependent decapping of nuclear-transcribed mRNA. Gene Ontology annotation, cellular component: Lsm1-7-Pat1 complex; P-body. Gene Ontology annotation, molecular function: RNA cap binding. The transcript has 5 exons. The record is from RefSeq and is a predicted model, not a curated record.